This is a messenger RNA of Seminavis robusta, 474 nucleotides long. NCBI's taxonomy places the organism in Eukaryota, Bacillariophyta, Bacillariophyceae, Naviculales, Naviculaceae. The record is from the annotation of a GenBank genome assembly.
AUGAUGAGAACGUUUCUCUUCCUCGCCAUUGUGGCGGCAGUGGCCUCCAUGACAACCGCCUUGUCAUCGACGGGAAAAGCCAAGUUCUAUGGAGGAGCUGGUGUUGGUCGUCUCGUGGUGGACGAGUCUGCUGGCAAAGAAAAUGCAUGGAAGUGUCACUACGAUAUGGUGCUCUGUGAACGCAUCCAAGGAAAGGCAAGGAAGGAAAGUGGGCUCUAUGUUCCACAAGAAGAUCUACCCAAGCUGCACUUGUGUAAAGUGUUGGCCUUGGGACCAGGAAAGGAAGAAGAAAAUGGAAUGGUGGCACCCAUGCCAGAUAUCAAUGUUGGAGAUAUUGUGAUAGCCAAAAAUCCCUGGGGAAUUGGUCCAAAGGAUGAGGAAACCGCGGACGGAAAGAAGCUGAGCUUUAUGCGAAGUCAGGAUAUUGCGGCUGUGAUAACUGGAGGAUUGCUUCCAGAUGAGGAGGAGGACUAA